GAGCCACCCGCUGCCCGAGGGUCGGGCUCACUCAAGCUCAAGAUGAAGCGGCUGCAGGUCGUGCUGGGCCACCUGUCUGGCCGCCCGGAUUCGGGCCCGGGCUCGGGCCUGAUGGCCGCCCCGUGUUCGGGCCCCGCUCCGGCUACCUUCUCCAGGCCGUCCGCCGACGACGUGGUGGUGGUGCACGGGCGGCGCACGGCCAUCGCCAAGGCCGGCCGCGGAGGCUUCAAGGACACGACGCCCGACGAGCUGCUGGCAGCCGUGCUGACCGCUGUGCUACGGGACGUGGGGCUGCCUCCCGGGGAGCUGGGGGACAUUUGCGUGGGGAACGUGCUGCAGCCAGGGGCCGGAGCUGUCAUGGCCAGAAUUGCCCAGUUUUUAAGUGACAUCCCAGAGACAGUCCCUCUGUCCGCUGUCAACAGGCAGUGCUCCUCGGGGCUGCAGGCCGUGAUCAACAUUGCAGGUGGGAUCCGGCAGGGCUCUUACGACAUCGGCUUGGCCUGUGGGGUGGAGUCCAUGUCCCUGGCUGACCGAGGGAACCCCGGCAACAUCACCUCCCGCCUGGUGGAUAACACGAAGGCCCGAGACUGUCUGAUCCCAAUGGGGAUCACGUCGGAGAACGUGGCUGAGAGAUUUGGCAUCUCCCGGGAGAAGCAGGAUGCCUUCGCUCUGGCUUCCCAGAAGAAGGCGGCCAGGGCCCAGAGCCAGGGCUGUUUUCGGGCCGAGAUCGUGCCCGUGACGACCACCAUCCAGGAUGACAAGGGCAGCGAGAAGCCCGUCACCGUGGCCCAGGACGAGGGCAUCCGCACCGGCACCACGCUGGAAGGCCUGGCCAAGCUGAAGCCAGCCUUCAGGAAAGAUGGCUCCACUACUGCUGGAAACUCCAGCCAGGUGAGCGACGGGGCCGCGGCCAUCCUGCUGGCUCGCAGGGCCAGGGCGGAGCAGCUGGGCCUCCCCAUCCUGGGCAUCCUGAGGUCCUACGCGGUGGUGGGAGUGCCCCCUGACAUCAUGGGCAUCGGGCCUGCCUACGCCAUCCCCGCGGCACUGCAGAAAUCAGGGCUAACCGUGGACGACGUGGACGUCUUUGAGAUCAACGAGGCCUUUGCCAGCCAGGCUGCAUACUGUGUGGAGAAGCUGGGGAUCCCUCCCGAGAAGGUGAAUCCCCUGGGGGGCGCCAUCGCCUUGGGGCACCCGCUGGGCUGCACGGGGACCCGCCAGGUCAUCACGCUGCUCAAUGAGCUGAAGCGCAGGGGGAAGAGGGCCUAUGGCGUGGUCUCCAUGUGCAUCGGGACGGGCAUGGGAGCGGCUGCGGUCUUCGAGUACCCAGGGCCCUGAGCGCCGCUCUUGGGGGCCGCCUGAGAGGCGGGGCCGGGCAGGAGGCGGAGCCAAGCCCCCCUCGGGCUGCCCGCCCUGGCCGGGAGCAGAGCGCCGGCCCCGCCCCUGACUCUGUGCCUUCUCCGGUGUUCCCUCGCACUCGGAGCCCAUCGGGGGCCGGGCGCGCUCCCCCUGGUGGCCAGGGGUGGCGGCCGGGCAGGUGUUGGGGCGCGCCGGCCCCGGGGUCUAUUUUCUCCAAACAAUAAAGAUGGCGCGCCCCGA
Antechinus flavipes (yellow-footed antechinus) is the source of this 1596-nucleotide messenger RNA. RefSeq names its product acetyl-CoA acyltransferase 1 (gene ACAA1). The coding region runs from base 43 to 1335 and encodes 430 amino acids. Gene Ontology annotation, molecular function: acetyl-CoA C-acyltransferase activity. The record is from RefSeq and is a predicted model, not a curated record. Gene Ontology annotation, cellular component: peroxisome. NCBI's taxonomy places the organism in Eukaryota, Metazoa, Chordata, Mammalia, Dasyuromorphia, Dasyuridae. The transcript is spliced from 12 exons. Gene Ontology annotation, biological process: phenylacetate catabolic process; fatty acid beta-oxidation.